Messenger RNA from Phycomyces blakesleeanus NRRL 1555(-), 1073 nucleotides. RefSeq lists its product as hypothetical. Gene Ontology annotation, cellular component: cytoplasm. Bases 34 to 984 code for a protein of 316 amino acids. The record is from RefSeq and is a predicted model, not a curated record. Lineage: Eukaryota; Fungi; Mucoromycota; Mucoromycetes; Mucorales; Phycomycetaceae. Gene Ontology annotation, molecular function: glutathione transferase activity. The transcript is spliced from 7 exons.
UCUGCUAUUCCACGCAUAACAUCUAUUCGCUUAAUGUCUACUAAACCAGCUAUUCUCAACUGGGCCUCGAAAGAUGGCGAGUUCAAGAGACAGCAAUCUGUAUUCCGUAAUCACAUUGAGGCUGAUAAGAACGCGACUUUUGCAGCUGAAAAAGAUCGUUAUCACCUCUACGUGUCAUGGGCUUGUCCUUGGGCACACAGAACAGCAAUAGUUCGCAAACUCAAAGGCCUUGAAGAUAUCAUCAGCAUUUCUGCAGUACAUUACCUGUUAGGGGAGAAGGGGUGGAAAUUCGCAAGUGCUGAAGAGUGUCCAGGUGCUAUUCCAGACACAGUCAACAAUGCACAGUUUAUUCGCGAGAUUUACUUCAAGGCCAACCCAGACUAUGAAGGUCGCUUCACCGUACCUGUUCUGUGGGACAAGAAACAUAAUACUAUCGUCAACAAUGAAAGUUCAGAGAUUAUCAGAAUGUUCAAUACUGCCUUUAAUCACUUUUUGCCCGCUGAAAAGGCCAAGUUGAACUAUUAUCCUGAAGAACUCCAGAGUGAUAUUGAUAGUACCAAUGAAUGGGUUUAUGACACAGUUAACAACGGCGUGUAUAAGUCCGGAUUCGCUACUACCCAGACCGCAUAUGAGAACCAUGUAUUCCCUCUCUUCAAAUCUCUUGAUCGACUAGAGAAAAUCUUGUCUGAGAAUAAGUUUUUGGUAAAAAAUACCUUUACCGAAGCAGACAUUCGCCUGUGGACCACUAUAAUCAGAUUCGAUCCUGUCUACCAUGGGCACUUUAAGUGUAACAUCAAAUCUAUUCAGCACGACUACCCGCACAUUUUGGCGUGGGCCCGUCGCAUCUAUCAAAUGGAAGGAGUCUCUGACACAGUGAACAUGGUUCAUAUCAAACGUCAUUACUACAUGUCACACCUUCAGAUUAAUCCUACCGGGAUAGUUCCAGUCGGAAAUGGACCUGACCUUACAAUAGUUCCCUCAUAAAAGCAAAUAUAUACGCAUAUGUAUAUACAAACACACAAAACCAUUAAAAACUACAAUGAAAUAAAGCAUUUUUUGAUUUUUUUGACGGG